Liolophura sinensis is the source of this 3346-nucleotide messenger RNA. RefSeq lists its product as uncharacterized. Lineage: Eukaryota; Metazoa; Mollusca; Polyplacophora; Chitonida; Chitonidae. The record is from RefSeq and is a predicted model, not a curated record. The transcript is spliced from 2 exons. The coding region runs from base 920 to 2917 and encodes 665 amino acids.
AUGUACAUCCGUGAAAGAAAACCCCUGCUUGAAAAUCUUUAGUCUGCCCUUUUGUGAUAUAAAAGUAUGCAUAAAAGCCGUAUACAAGGGACAGUUGCAGUAAAAGCUGGUGACCUGAGGGGAAUACCCCUGUGUUCAAAGCACGCACCAAUUCACCAAGGUCACAUAUCACGUGACAGGCUGCGUAGUAUCUGACUUGCCAGCCAAUUUAGAGGACGCUAUCCACUUGUUGAACCCCUUUAAGGCUACUAGAGUUUUGCAUCAUUAUUGUGUCCAAGUGGCAAUAGAUGUAAAUGAACUAAGUACACGCAAUGCUCUUUAAAACUAAAUCAACGUGCCAUGUUAAACCCUACGAAUACUGUUUUACCUAUACGGCCUUGAAAUUGUUAUAAAAUGUUCAUUGUCUAAUGUUCAUUAAAUAAUGUAUGUGAAAUAUAAAAAGCUUAUAUAAAAUAUAAAAAGUUCGCGAAGGCAAACCUGUCAAGAGGUCGAUGAAAUCCUUAAGAGAUCCGUGUAACUGAAUUGACUAUCUGAAUAUUUUUUUAUCCCAUUUCUUCUUGCAGUUUUAUUUCCUUUUCAGUUUAGAGAUCUGUUAUUUAAUACGGCGUCCGGCACCAGAUAUGUCACGUGAUUUUUUCAGCCCAAUGAGUAAUGAUACAAAUCUGAAAGCUAUCGUAGCAUCCGGGUCCAAUUUUACGCCUAUAAAAACUGGCAUUGUCAUCGUUAUUAGGCAGUUAAGCGGCAAGAGUCUGCCUGGAAUCUCUGCAAGAGUAUAUGCUUGUAAAUUUGCUGGUGAAGAUUUGUCUUAUGUUCAUUUGAACAUUUUUCUUUGGUAUAUUCUAAGAAUUUACUGGAUUAUUAGUAAACUCUUUACAUUUUUGUUCCUUCCGCGUCGAUCGAUUUUCACCGGACAGAAACAAUGAGUGCCGAAAUGCCCCGAAAGCUUUCGGUUAUCACCAUUACCUGCGCCAGGGAAAUGGCUAUGUGUUCAAUGGGUAUCGGUAAUUUCCGGAAAUUGGCAGUCGCAUACUUACAAGACACCUUGCUCAAUCUCCAUAAUGUGAAAGUGAAGCUUGACUGUAAAGAAAACAAGUUCAAGUCGGAGAGAGAGCUCCCGUCAGUGACGUCCGUGAAUAUGAGUUCGAUCCGGGCACUCGUCGACCAGAGGUUAAAACUCAUCUUUCCGGGCGAAAACUCGAAGGCCGCCAUUUUCUCGGACAACUGCUAUAACAUCUUGAACGCAGAGAGAUGUGAGAACAUUUUCAAAACUCUCCUGCGUCUCUCCGCUCGGGUGGACGAAAUCGUGAAAGAGUGGGGUGUGGCCGAGGAGCUAUUCGUUGGGGUUGUCCCUCAACCCAAUGACUACUCUCUUGUCGAAGUAGAACUGGACAAUACUAUCAACAGAAUCACGCUGAAGUGGAACAAAAAUACCCUGGCAGCUGAUAUUGUCACGGCCGUGUCGAAAUUAGCCGAGAAACUGAGGCAUCAAAAGCGACAGCCGACUCCAGCGGAAUAUUUGGCCUUCCAGUUAGCCUACUGUAACAUUAAUAAGGGCAAGUCUAUGAACCACGAGGGGUUCCGCGGCCUGGGUACCCCGGGAUUCCGACCUCACACCCAAACCUACAUGUCCCUCACAGAUCCCGGAGACGGCCAUGUUCUGGGCACCACCAGGUUCGAGGAUUGGAUGAAAGGCGCCAUCGUCCACGUGGAACAUCUGGAGAGACCCAACCACCUGCCCAGAGAGAACAUCGAGUCUUACAGAAUUCCCUCCCUUUACGACUUCACCAAGGUCAGGCUACACGUCGGUCCCACCGCCCCAACCACCUAUUUCGUCGGCCGUAGGGUCAAAGAUUCCGGAUCCUUCGACGAAGACUUCCUGAAACUCGUUAACAUCACGGCUGCAUCAGCGUCUGCUGCUUUUAACCAAGGAGCUGCGGAGUGUAAAGUCGCCAUGGAAGGAUUGUCCACGUCACAGGCCGUAAGAUACAUGCAGGCCCUUCGGGGACAGGUCCAGAGAUCCCGGAAACAGUUUUUGUCUGCAGCAUGGAACCUCAACCAAACAGUCCUUGAUGAUUACAAACAGGAAGCGCCCAUCAACUUGGAGGAGAGAAUGGAUAUAGCAACGAGAGCUAUCGAGAUCACGUCGAUCGGAGGUUUUGACAAAGUGACCUGGGACGGCGCCAGCGACACCUAUCCCUCCAAGUGUAUCAUGUACCAGCUGAGCUUUGAGGAAGCCUUGACUCUGGUUCACGAGGCUCACCUCCGAGGGCUGGUCACCUAUUUCUCAGCAGGUUUCAAGUUUGGCGAGAUCAAACACGCCGUGUACGCCGGUGUUGACGGCAUUGGAAUUGGUGGCGCUCAGGUUCUGCGCUUCAUGGACAGCGAGACGGGCAUGCACGGACCGUACACGGAAGAGAAUAUCCCGCGGAUCUUAGCCAACCGAGACGAAGCGGCCAAUUCCGUCCGUGGACGUGGGGUUCACUUGUUGGCUCGUUUGGAUACCAUGUUCUUUGAAGGUUCCAUCACCUCAGAUCAGAACAUCCUCAGGUAUGAACUUUACACUGCCCUUCUCACCAGAAACGAAAGUCGACUUAAAGCUCUAAUGGCUGAGUUGUCAGAAGUUAUCUCCCUUCCUGAUGAAGGAAACUCCCCGAUCACCCAUGUUGCUAAGAGGCUCAUAGAAUCCAAGUCCCCGUUGUUGUCGCAGCAAGCAGAAAGCCCCGAGCAAUGGGAAACUUUUGUGGAAACACUGACAUGUUUGGUUGACGAUCAGGACGAAGAAGAGUUGGUGGAGGAAUAUGAAAACGAACCCUGGAUGACCUUCCGCAAGAAGUACCGAGAGUGGCAACUCAAAAGCCACAGACGCGUUACACGACAGAAUUCUUUCACUACACAGUACAAGGUGUACUCUGCUUGAAAAAAUCCCACAUUACGAGCAUUAUUACCCUGGCGUAUUUGUGCCAUGUCGUGCUUUAAAUCGGUUAAAUUAACUUUAUUAAACACAAACCUUUAAGGAGAAAAUGGAAAGGCGAAAAAGAGAAAAUGCCAUAAGAAGAGAGGCGGUAAACUAAAUCGUCAUAAACCAACCAUCAGUGGUUGACCAGUAGAUUUGCUGGUUCGAAAACAAAGAUCUUCUGUUUGGUAGGCUAUAGUAUGACUGUGUGUGAGUAAGAACCAGUUAGUGAUAAUCUUGGUUGUGAAUAUCAGUGUGUGAGCAUCAACGUGUGAAUGGAUAAAAUUCAUUAUUAAGGCAUGCUUUUAUGUGUGCAUUGGCCAUAUCCUUAACAUUGUUUAUUCUAUCUCAUUUCAUUGUAACUGUGAGUUGUGUGUGCGUGUGUGUGUGUGU